UAUUUUACAGGCUUAACAAUGUGUUACCAAAGACUUUCCGUAAAUAAUAACAAUCACAAUCAUUUGGAUUCGAAACCAACACAUCUGCCACCGCUACACUAUCCGCACGGGCAUAGAUGGAACGAACCGUACUUUGAUUUGACAAUGCCGAAAAACAUAACAUCGCUUGUUGGCAAGUCCGCAUAUUUGGGAUGCCGGGUUAAACAUUUGGGCAACAAAACGGUCGCCUGGAUACGACAUCGUGACCUGCAUAUAUUAACAGUCGGCACAUACACCUAUACAACGGAUCAAAGGUUUCAAACUUCAUACCAUCGUGAUAUCGAUGAGUGGACACUGCAAAUUAAAUGGGCACAACAGCGGGAUGCCGGCGUAUAUGAGUGUCAAAUAUCAACUCAACCUGUGCGGAGCUAUUCAGUUAAUUUAAAUAUUGUGGAUAUCAUCGAUAGUGAGAAGAACGACUUAUUGCAACAAUUUUACAAUGACGACUCAUUUUACAUUAGUUCCGAUCGUAUCUAUCAAUCCAACGACGAUGAAUUUGCAGGCAUGUUUGGACCGAUACAAACAGUUGCUGUACCAACAGCUACUAUAUUGGGUGGCCCCGAUUUGUAUGUGGAUAAGGGAAGCACAAUUAAUCUGACAUGUGUAAUAAAGUUCAGUCCCGAGCCACCGACACACAUUUUCUGGUAUCAUCAAGAUAAGGUUCUUAGCGAGGAAUCUUCCGGCGGACGUCUUAAAUUUAAAACUAUUAAAUCUGAGGAAACGAAAUCGGUUUUGCUCAUCGAUGAAGCUGAUAUGCUUGAUUCUGGCAAAUACUCCUGCUACCCUUCAAAUACUGAGACAGCAAGCAUACGCGUUCACGUUUUACAGGGUGAGCGUCCCGAGGCUAUGCAAACAAAUUCAGCACCGGCAACAAUCUAUAAAACCGCCCUCUUACAAACGCCUUCAAAAGGCAAACUACUCAGUCUAAUAGUCAGUGUGUUUUUAGUGUGGCAACUAACUACGACAACACUGAGUUGCCUCUGUGCAAUGCUCUACAGCGGCAAUAUUUGUGGUAAAUCUUUAAAGAGUAGAAGUCAAUACAACGCGCCUGCAGUUAUGGCACCAUUGGAACCAUCGCCACACAUCACGGAAGCUGGCAAACGGCAAAGAAACCACACCAAAUCCAAUUUCGUUGACCACCAAAAUGCGCGGCAAGUUACGCGGUGAUAAAUUAAUUGAAAGAUUCGCUAACUAGCUUAACGGUGUGGCAACUCUGCACUCAAAGUCAUUUGUAUAAACACUCAAAGUUAGAUUUGUGGUUAAAGCAAAAUUAAUGGAAAUAAAUAUUAAAAGUGGAAUAAAUUUAAAACUAAA
Molecule: messenger RNA, 1353 nt
Organism: Teleopsis dalmanni
Lineage: Eukaryota; Metazoa; Arthropoda; Insecta; Diptera; Diopsidae
Gene: dpr10
Product: zwei Ig domain protein zig-8
Exons: 6
Coding region: 19-1206 (395 amino acids)
Biological process (GO): synapse organization
Cellular component (GO): neuron projection membrane
Source: RefSeq, a predicted model, not a curated record